Molecule: messenger RNA, 3229 nt
Organism: Petromyzon marinus (sea lamprey)
Lineage: Eukaryota; Metazoa; Chordata; Hyperoartia; Petromyzontiformes; Petromyzontidae
Gene: AQP11
Product: aquaporin 11
Cellular component (GO): cytoplasm
Molecular function (GO): channel activity
Source: RefSeq, a predicted model, not a curated record
ACUCCGCGUGUGUUUGCUAUCUCAUUCCACUCUCCCUGCCGCCCUCGUUCGCUGCUCCCUGCAUCAAGCGUCCGGUCAAACUCGCUUGCCUCAGCUGUUUCUUGCUGGUGGUGCUGCUGUUUCUGCUGCACGCGUGACUCCCGUAGCAGGCGAGGCCGGACACGGGCAAACAGUCGCAGCAGGUCACAGAAGCGGCGGCACGAAUAAGAAGGGGGGGGGGGGGUAAGCAGCAGUAGCAGCAGUCGAAGGAGGCGCAACGGCAGUGAUUUAUAGACGCGGUCUCAGCAGAACCAGAGGCUCGACCCCGGGCCGCAUUACAAGGGGUGACUUCACCGCGUGUGUUAGGGUGCUGCGCUGUGUGUGGAUAAGUGGCACACACACGCGCGCAUCAUAACACACAUCACACGCACAGCACUCAGAGCAAACAUACACAGCACACACAACAUACGCAGCAGGCAGGCAUCAUACGGGCAGCACACAGACACAGCACACACGUGCACGUCGGACCGGGCUGCGUUGGAGCUCACACAGCUCAUCAGGCUUAGCUCAUAGGGUGCCUCUCGAGAGACGCCGCACGUGUGAAGAGCUAUGCGCAGUGUACUCGCGUCAACAGCGACUCUUCCUCGGAUCAGGCCCGUGGCCCCACACAUUCAACUUCUGCAGCGACUCGUAUUCACGUCGGCACGGGAAACGAGCUGCGCCCGUAGUUAGGCUGAAUCGACCAAACAGCAGCAGCUGCAUUGUCAUCAACAUCAUCAGCAGCAGUAUCAUUACCAUCAGCAGCAGUAUCAUACUCACAAUCGCUACAAGCAUCACUGUCAUCAUUCGCCACUAAUAUCGUCACAUCUCCGUCAUCAGCAUAACAUCAUAACAACCACCACCACGUCCUCUUCAUCACAUCACCACCACCUCCAUCAUCAGCGAUGACCGCGGCGACCCUGGAGCCCGUGAGUCUGCGCGCCUCGCUGUGCGCGCUCGGCGCCACGCUCUGCCUCUGCUGGGCACUGCGCUGGAGCGCGCGGCGCGCCCUGCCCCUCGCCCUCCUGCCCGCGGCGCUGGAGGUAACCGCCACCCUACAGCUCUGCUGCUGCGCCCUGGAGCAGCGACUGGCCGCGGAGAGCGGCGCCGCUCCGCGCUGGCUCGGCCUGGGGCUCGUGUUCGUCACCUCGGCGGCGCACGGCGCCACGGGAGCCGGCGCCACGUGCAGCCCCUGCUCGGCGCUCGAGCGCGUGCUUUUACGCACGGAAGGGCCGCGCACGGCGAUGGCGCGCGUCUUUGCGCAGGUGUGCGGCGCGGCGCUGGCACUGCGCGUCACGGGGGCGGCGUGGCGGCUCUUAGGGGGCGCCCACGCCCUCGCCGUGGGGGUCUACGUGGAGCGGUCGCCGGGGGUCGCGUGGCUCUGCCCGAGUCCGCUGCGCGCGGGGCUCCCGCUGGGCGCGGUCGUGGAGGCGCUGUGCGCGCUCGCGUUCCACGUGGCGGCGGCGCAAGCAGCCGCGCGCCUCCGGCCGACGGCGCGCUUGGCGGCCGUCUCAGCAGCGGUCACAGCCAUCGUCUACGCCGCUGGCUCCAUCACAGGCGGCGUGUUUAACCCUGUGCUGGCUGCCACGUUCACCCUGGGCUGCCCGGGUCACUCCACCCUGGACUAUGCCCUGGUCUACGGAGUCGCCCCACUCAUAGGAAUGACAGCGGCCUGCAUUGUGUGCAACGGCCAAAUUCCGCUCUUACGUGGAGGAAAACGAGAUGAGAAAACCGAUUAGGUUGCGCAACUCGGGCACACGGCAGUCGAAACGCGCACGCCAAGACCGAGCACACGUCACACGCCAGGGAGUGGUGCAGCGGGAGGACAGUGCUGUGGUGGUUAACACACUCGGCCCGCACGCCUGGAGGGUGUACAACACGGGGGCGUGGUACAGUCACCGCAGCGCGCCGUGCAGAAAAAUUACGUCAAGUUGGGGCUUUGAUUAAUUUACCAGAGCCGGUUAAGUCACCCGCUGCCCUUUAUAGACAUCGUGGACGUCCCCACUGGCAUCGUGAUCUUCCGAAGGCAGGACGGGAAACCCCCCUAUAGAAGGAAAGUCACGAUCCCAGCGUGACGCGGCUGAUGACGCCGAUGGUGCGGCGAGGUAACGCCCACCACCUCCCGUCCGGCGGCACGCGUGGGCAAUAGAGGUGAGAUCGUUUCAACAAAUCGUACGCGUUUUCCGAUUAGCCGGGUAACGUUGAACCGAAAAUAAUCUACAAUCGAUUCCUUAAUUAAUCACACAGCCCAGCGAUGUAAUUUAUCUUCCGAUGGUGAACACUAUACGGGUAACAUUUUCAGGGGGUAAAAAUGCAACAAUUCCUCAAAUUAAUGAGUAAUCUCGACGAAUGUCGGGCGAUAUCGAACGCCAGCUCACGAUGGGCUAUGCGUUUCACUUGAGCCUCACGUUUUAACCUGCGGCAUUACUUUGUACUACUGUGAGAAAGAAAAAAAAAACGGGGUCUUAUGAACCUGAGAAAGUUUCUCAGCGAGAAUCUCUCAAAAUCGUUUUAUUCCAAAAGAGAGAGAGCAAACCCACUGCUGGUGUCUGCCGAGCAGAACUCGUGACCUCUCGCCCGAUCACGCGCCCAGAGGGCCACGUCGCGCACGCGUCGGCCAGCACGGAGUUGGACAAACGUGCCGGGAUAGGACCGCAGAGCUUGGGUAACUGUCGGCGCCGUCCCUGGCUGCCCUUCCAGCUUGUCUGUGGUUUCCCGUGCUUCCGGAAGGUCCUCUCUCUCCCAGCGACAGCGAGCGAGCGAGCGGGUACGGCGCGCAUUACAAAUUAUGAGGAUUGUUUUUAUUUAUUUACUCCUCUGUCACGCGAACUGAAGCCGUGCGGCGAAAUCGCUUCGCGCUUUGCUUCGCAUGGGCGUGCGACAUCUCGCGCGCAAUCCACACCGUGACCGCGUCAAACGCUCGGUCGUGCACAGCUGCCCUGGAACGUUCAGUGCGAUGCACCAAUUCAUCUCGAUUAUUGCAAACGCACACAAUACUUGCAUAAAAUCUGUGCGCAUAAGAUUCCAAGGGGUUAAUUGCGACCGCUGCCACCACGAUAGGCUGCGACACAGCCACGGCUAUUUAAAGCCGACACUAUUUUUGUUAUUUUACCAGGUAAAGCCCCACUGAGCUGUAUAGCUCUUUUUUUGAUUCAAAGCUUUCGUGACUGCAGUAAUUCAUAUUCUUAGCUCUUUCGGUAAAGUCACGUUG